This is a messenger RNA of Penicilliopsis zonata CBS 506.65, 703 nucleotides long. RefSeq lists its product as hypothetical. Bases 250 to 669 code for a protein of 139 amino acids. The transcript has 2 exons. NCBI's taxonomy places the organism in Eukaryota, Fungi, Ascomycota, Eurotiomycetes, Eurotiales, Aspergillaceae. The record is from RefSeq and is a predicted model, not a curated record.
UAGCAGAGAAAGUGCGCUCGGACGACGCAAGCUGAGUCCAACGUUUGGCACUGGCUACUCCGGAAUGGGCAGCCCGACUCGAUCAUCGUUGCUGGGUUCAGGCAGUGCGUCUGGGGAAGAUCAACCUAGCCGGGUUACAGAACCGGCGGAGAACUGGAAGAGAGCCGCAGAGGUGACCAGCCAGUUGAAAGCAAGAAUCGAGCAGAUGAAGGCGAGACAAGGACUCAACCGACCAGCUGCCCAACGUUAAUGACCUACUAUGUUUUGUUCUGUCUCUAUUCCUACCUCUGCAUUAAUAAUUAUUCUUCCCUUUUCUUCUUUUUUAUUUUCUUACGUCGAAUGAAUGCUUUCGAUGGCGAGUGUUCUCCCGACCCAGCGUUGGCUGGCUAUUGGAAUUUUAUUCGUCAUGGCUGUCAAUACUCGCUGUUUGUCUCAUCUGUAGCCACCACCUGGGCUUGCUUUGGACGGAUGGUGCAUUUUCUGCUGGCACCUUGGAUGUAUAGAUUCCUUCUGUACCAUUUUCUUGUGAUUUUAUACGGUGUGAAAGGGGGUAAUGGCAAAACGGGAGGAAAUCAAUGUCGGGGUCAUGGCUCGGUUCAUCUCACAGGGUGGGCGAUUUCUCAAAUCAAAAAGACUGCAUCUCUUUGCCCGUACUUGCUUCGAUCAUAGAUCACUUCUCAGUAUCCAUAGAGAGAUAGUCGCG